AAAAAAAAGAAGAAGAAGCUUUCAUAGUAAAUUCUUUUUUAAACUCGUAUUUUUUCUUUCUUUCAAUUUAUCUGAAGAAACUUUAUAAAUGUCUGAAAAAAAAAAUAGUAACAAAAUAAAGUUAUAAGACAGGCAGGGAGAAAGAAACCAAACCCCCACAAAUAGCAAUAAUUCACUUCUCUUUUUCAUUUCUCCCUUUUCGUAGUAUAUCUCUCUUUAUUGCCAGCUCCCCCCCUAUUUCUAGCGUUCAUUCUCUCUCUCUCUCUAACAAUCUCUGCGUUUGCGCAUGCUCAUCUUUUGACUCAGAAAUUUCCGGCUUUGAUCUGAUUGCUCUUGUGCAAUUUUCAAAUAGCUGAUAGCUGGUUUUCAAACAUUAUCUACUCAAUUUUUUCCCCAUAAAAAGCAAUUACAAGAAGGAUUUUAGGCAAUGUCUAGCUCAACGAAAGCUCUGGAUCCUGCGUUUCAGGGAGUGGGCCAGAGACCAGGGACUGAAAUUUGGAGAAUCGAGAAUUUUCAGCCAGUUCCACUGCCAAAAUCUGAUCAUGGAAAAUUCUACAUGGGGGAUUCUUACAUUGUUUUGCAGACAACCCCUGGCAAAGGAGGUGCUUAUCUGUACGAUAUCCACUUCUGGAUUGGAAAAGAUACAAGUCAGGAUGAAGCUGGAACAGCAGCUAUCAAAACCAUUGAACUGGAUGCAGUUCUUGGAGGGCGUGCGGUUCAGCACAGGGAACUUCAAGGACAUGAAUCUGACAAAUUUUUGGCAUACUUCAAACCCUGUAUUAUACCAUUAGAAGGGGGUGUUGCAACUGGGUUUAAAAAAGCUGAGGAGGAAGCAUUUGAAACACGAUUGUAUGCAUGUAGAGGGAAACGCGUUGUCAGAAUGAAGCAGGUUCCUUUUGCCCGGUCAUCAUUAAAUCAUGAUGACGUGUUUAUCUUGGAUACUGAGAACAAGGUCUAUCAAUUCAAUGGUGCAAACUCUAAUAUCCAGGAAAGAGCCAAGGCUUUAGAAGUGAUUCAGUUUUUGAAAGAAAAGUAUCAUGAUGGAACAUGCGAUGUUGCAAUUGUUGAUGACGGGAAGUUAGACACUGAGUCAGAUUCUGGUGAAUUCUGGGUCCUGUUAGGUGGUUUUGCUCCAAUUGGCAAAAAGGUUGCCAGUGAAGAUGACAUCAUCCCGGAGACAACUCCAGCCAAGCUUUACAGCAUUGCUGAUGGUGAGGUGAAGAUGGUAGAUGGCGAGCUGUCCAAAGGACUGUUAGAAAAUAAUAAAUGUUAUCUCCUUGACUGUGGUUCUGAGGUAUUUCUUUGGGUUGGCCGUGUAACACAAGUGGAGGAGAGAAAAGCUGCUAGUCAGGCUGCUGAGGAAUUUGUGGUGAGCCAAAACAGGCCGAAAGCUACUCGCAUAACCAGACUGAUUCAAGGUUAUGAGACACAUUCAUUCAAGUCAAACUUUGAUUCUUGGCCUGCUGGAUCCGCAGCUCCUGGUGCUGAAGAGGGAAGAGGGAAAGUAGCAGCUUUGCUGAAGCAACAAGGUGUUGGUCUCAAGGGUAUGACAAAAACUGCUCCUGUAAACGAGGAAGUACCACCUUUGCUUGAAGGAGGUGGAAAGAUGGAGGUAUGGUGCAUCAACGGCAGUGCAAAGACUCCAUUGCCAAAGGAGGAUAUUGGUAAAUUUUAUAGUGGAGAUUGCUACAUCAUACUCUAUACCUAUCACUCUGGUGAUAGGAAAGAAGAUUACCUUCUCUGCUGUUGGUUUGGAAACGAUAGCAUAGAGGAGGACCAGAAGAUGGCUGCUCGGCUGGCUAAUACAAUGUCCAACUCAUUAAAGGGCAGGCCUGUACAGGGUCGCAUUUUUCAAGGUAAGGAGCCUCCACAGUUUGUAGCACUUUUUCAGCCGUUGGUGAUCCUCAAGGGUGGUCAGAGCUCUGGUUACAAGAAUUCUCUAGCCGAGAAAGGAUCAGAUGAAACCUACACUGCAGAUUCUGUUGCACUCUUUCGGAUAUCAGGAACUUCAGUUCAUAACAAUAAGGCAGUGCAAAUUAAAGCAGUGGCAUCGUCAUUGAACCCUGCAGAGUGCUUCCUUCUGCAAUCUGGCUCGUCAAUUUUCACCUGGCAUGGGAAUCAAAGCACCUUUGAGCAGCAGCAGCUGGCUGCAAAAAUUGCUGAAUUUUUGAAGCCAGGAGUGGCUUUGAAACAUGCUAAAGAAGGAACUGAAAGCUCAUCUUUCUGGUUUGCCCUCGGAGGCAAACAAAGUUACACCAGCAAAAAAGUUUCUCCAGAAACUGUCAGAGAUCCUCACCUGUUCACAUUCUCCUUAAAUAAAGGGAAAUUUCAGGUUGAGGAAAUUUACAACUUCUCUCAAGAUGACUUGUUGACUGAGGAUAUCUUGAUACUUGAUACACAUGCAGAAGUGUUUGUUUGGGUUGGUCAGUCUGUAGAUCCCAAAGAAAAGCAAAUUGUUUUUGAUAUUGGCCAGAAAUACAUUGAGAUGGCUGUAUCUCUGGAUGGUUUGUCUCCAUAUGUACCACUGUAUAAAGUUACUGAAGGAAAUGAACCAUCGUUCUUUACAACAUACUUUUUGUGGGAUCCCAUAAAAGCCACUGUUCAAGGAAACUCAUUCCAAAAGAAGGCUGCAUUACUCUUUGGGUUAGGACAUCAUGCUGUGGAGGACAAGUCCAAUGGAAAUCAAGGAGGGCCAACCCAACGGGCUUCAGCAUUAGCUGCCUUGUCUUCGGCAUUUAAUCCAUCUUCUGGGAAGUCAUCACAUCUGGCGCAGGAUAGAUCUAAUGGAUCCAGUCAAGGAGGGCCGACACAGAGAGCUUCAGCUUUAGCUGCCUUAUCCUCUGCAUUCAAUUCAUCACCAGGAUCGAAAACUACUGCUCCAAGGCCAUCUGGGAUUGGUCAGGGAUCACAAAGAGCUGCAGCUGUUGCUGCUCUUUCAUCAGUUCUUACUGCUGAAAAGAAAACACCCGAAACAUCUCCUUCUCGUAGUCCUCACUCAGAAACCAACCUUCCUACUGAAGGGAAAAGUGAAACACAAUCUGAGGUUGAGGGUUCUGAAGGAGUUGCAGAAGUCAAGGAAAUGGAAGAAACUGCAUCUGUACCUGAAAGCAAUGGGGAGGAUUCAGAAAGAAAGCAAGAUACAGAACAGGAGGGGAAUGACGAUGGGAAUAGUCAAAGUACAUUCAGUUAUGAUCAACUGAAGGCUCACUCUGACAAUCCUGUAAAAGGAAUUGAUUUUAAACGGAGAGAGGCUUAUCUAUCAGACGAGGAGUUCCAAGCUGUUUUUGGGGUGACGAAAGAAGCAUUUUAUAAAAUGCCAAAAUGGAAGCAGGACAUGCAGAAGAAGAAAUUUGAUUUAUUCUAGAGAUCAAAUCAGGUCCAUUAAAGGGAAUUAUUUUUCUACCCUUUUGUGCUCUAACUCAAAUUUCCUCGAUCAUUAUGGACUCGACUGCUCCUGCUGGAAAACUGUGCUUUCAUUGGUGGUGAGCCAUGCCUGGCUUGUUUUGUCUAGCAUCUCACUAGUUACUCCUUGAUGAUGGAGUGUAGCAGUGAUUAGUAAGCGGUAUUGAUUGUGAUUAUGCAUGAAGAGUGAGUUUUGCCCGUGUUUUUUUUACUUUAAAUCUACCUCUGCCUCUUGUAUUGAUACCAGACUGUAGUCUCUGGCAGUUGGGAGGUCAAAUUCUUUUAUUUGGUCACAGAGUAUCUCAUUGGUGAUUAUUUGACUUUAUUCUUCCUUCUUUUUAAUCUUUUUUAUUUUUUGAGAAAAAAGGGUGUAUAUGUACUGCACUUGUAAUCAAAUUCCAGUAUACAGGAACCGAAAGUUGUUGUUUGGAUGGAACAAGCAUGUAUGGUUGUGUGCAAAGAGUUAUUCAGUAAGCUUUCAUACC
This is a messenger RNA of Populus euphratica (Euphrates poplar), 3887 nucleotides long. Its product is annotated as villin-3-like. NCBI's taxonomy places the organism in Eukaryota, Viridiplantae, Streptophyta, Magnoliopsida, Malpighiales, Salicaceae. Gene Ontology annotation, molecular function: actin filament binding. The record is from RefSeq and is a predicted model, not a curated record. The coding region runs from base 428 to 3364 and encodes 978 amino acids. Gene Ontology annotation, biological process: cytoskeleton organization; actin filament severing. The transcript is spliced from 25 exons.